AUACUUUUAUCGCUCCAUAAUUCAACUACAUAGAGACAUACAAGUACUUUCAACUAGUUAGUAGAUACACCCCGGCAAGAGCAGUACCAAUCCGUCAAAGUUUGCCCAAAACAGAAGCGAUGACCGUAGCCAUAACCCUAUCGGAAGGGAAGGGCACCACUCUUGCACCGGAAGCACCCCGUCCGCAAUGUGCUGCCUGUGGCCUCAGAAUCAAAAAUAGCUAUCUCAGAUCGAAGAGCGGUAUACUGCAGAUUGCACAAAUUGUUUUCGGAAUCGUGGCCCUAGCCCUAAUUCGUCAGACUAAUGAGUACAUUAUCUCGUUCCUGUUCAUGAAUUUGACGUUCCACGCUUCGCUCGUAAGUGCGGCCAUUCUUUGGGAUGGGAUGAGUGAAGGAAGGCUGCGGAAGGUGUUCGAGCUGGAGCCGGAAGUUUGGACCACUGGGAUACUGUACCUCACUGGGAUUGUGGGUUUGUUGUACUAUCUCCAUGCAAUCGGAAUGGUGGGCUUCUUCAUGUGGGUUUGGAACCCGGAAACGAACAUCGUGGCUGGAGUGUUCGGGAUUUUGGCAUGUCUGGCGUAUGCGUACAACUGGUUUGUGCUGUACAAGGCCCGGAUCAAUGCCGAUAAGGAGCAGGUAGCGGUGGAAUCGUAGACGGAGAAAUGGAGGGAUUGAUUUGACAAUUGGUGUAUUUGUGUUUAAGGACAGUUUCCUUCAAAUAUAUGUUGAUAGACGGGUUGAUUUCA
Topomyia yanbarensis is the source of this 745-nucleotide messenger RNA. RefSeq lists its product as uncharacterized. The coding region runs from base 120 to 653 and encodes 177 amino acids. The transcript is spliced from 2 exons. The record is from RefSeq and is a predicted model, not a curated record. Gene Ontology annotation, cellular component: membrane. Lineage: Eukaryota; Metazoa; Arthropoda; Insecta; Diptera; Culicidae.